Messenger RNA from Pocillopora verrucosa, 750 nucleotides. Its product is annotated as DNA dC->dU-editing enzyme APOBEC-3C-like. The record is from RefSeq and is a predicted model, not a curated record. NCBI's taxonomy places the organism in Eukaryota, Metazoa, Cnidaria, Anthozoa, Scleractinia, Pocilloporidae. Gene Ontology annotation, cellular component: cytoplasm; nucleus. Gene Ontology annotation, molecular function: zinc ion binding; RNA binding; cytidine deaminase activity. Gene Ontology annotation, biological process: cytidine to uridine editing.
AUGAAGCCUUCGCUAUUAACGAAGAUCUCUGGUUCAAACCUUUGUCCAUUAUCAUGCGCUCGCCAAACACUAGUCCUCCUUGGCAGAAUAAUCUUUAAUCAUAUUACUCCGAAAAACAGAGACAAGCCAGACAUAAAGGACAGUAGAUCACCAAGCUUCCGAACUCAGACUUGUUUCGGAACCUUACGGGUAUGGUUUUCCUCUGUCCCAGACGAUUUCUUGAAAGAUUUACUAUGGCCCACUGGAGUCUACGGUGAAAACUGGCCAAAGCGCACCUACCUCAUCGCUUCUAUAAAAGCCAAUGACGGAAAAGACAUUUUUAAUGAACGCUUCAAAAACAAACACCGUCAACACGCAGAAAAAGUAAUGCUUCGCGACCCCCAAUUUCUUGAUGUGGUGAAAAAGAAUCGUGACAUCGAAAUCACUCUGACUUCAAACUACUCCCCUUGUAGUGACUGUGCGGAUAACUUAAAAAAAUUUUACGAAAAGUACACGGAUAAUAUAAAAAAUUUCACCAUCCAGUUUUCAUUUAUAUAUCAUAUAGAAAAAUACAAAAAUAAAACAGCCCUCCAGAACUUAAGUAAGGCAGGUAUCACCUUACGAGCUAUGAAUGUGGAGUCGUGGCGUGAAGUUGGUCUUGACCUUGCGUUUUAUUUGAAUGCCACGGAACGUGAAAAAGUAAAGAAAAGAGACAGAAUAACAGCAAGGAAUCUCAAGAAUGUGCUUUCUGAGCCGAAUCAAGACGGAUAA